UCAUGAUAGAUAAAAAGAUGUAGUCGUACGUCAUUGGUCACGUGAUUUGAGACAAACUCCGAAGUAAUGCUCCAGAAAAAACAAUCCUUCCGAGUUUUGGGGCGUGGUUCGCAGCACCGUGUUUGCGCUAAAGAGCAAACAUCACUCGCCAUAACGCCGGUCAGGACACCCAGUAUUAUUUAAUUCAUGAUAUAAGGCACAAAAGUUUGUCCAAGUAGAGUUGCCGUACUACUUUACCCGUAAGCGCUACUACCGUCCCGUGUUCAUUUUGCUAAAUCAUGCGCGCUUGACUAAAUCCCUCUUUUCCUUCCUGAAAGAGUAGAAAAAUAACAUAAACCUUAGAAAGUUUGGAGUGCACCGAUUGGCCGGAAUAAAACGUCAACCUUGUUCGAAUAAACAUGUUUUGGCGCUUCCCAAGCAAGCUUAGCUUAGCUGCUAACAAAGAUGCCUCAUGUAGCAGAGCUCGCUUGUGAGUGGAAAACCUUGUGAAAUGUGUUCAAAAAGGACAGCAGACUACAUGGAGGAACUCUCUGGAACUCAAGAGGAGAACGAGCGACAACGACGUCAAGAUUGCGACAUGCAGCAUCCAGAUGGGCUUCACACAGCUGACAUCAUUGAAGACUCUUUUCAUCCUGCGCAGCGGGAGCCAAGGCCCCCUCAUAUGAAAGCAGAAGAUGAGACAGAGACAGCCCACAUUAAAGAAGAAGAUCAUGAAGACGAAAUUACAACAUUUCCAUUGACUGUCAUUGUGAAGCGUGAAGAAGGUGAUGGAGACCAAAGCGAAGGAUCCCAGGCAGACUGUCUUUUUUCUCCACUGUCAGAAAGCAAUGACAUCACCUCACAAUCUUCCAAUGACGAUGAACACUCUGAAGGUGAUAUGACAUGUCAUGCUGACAACGAAGGUGUGAAACAUCCUCAUUGUGACAAAAGUUUGGCCCAUGAGGGAUCGUUGAAAGUACAAAAAAACACACACGUUGUGGAAAAACCUUUCGUCUGCCCAUUUUGUGGUACAAGAUUCACUCGGAAGUUUGAUUUGACCAGACACACGAGAGCACACACUGGAGAAAGACCUUUUGCCUGCUCAGUUUGCAGUAAAACAUUUCGUGACAAAAAAAUUUUAAAAUUUCACACGAGGACACACACUGGAGAAAAACCUUUUGUCUGCUCAGUGUGUGGUAAACGAUUCUCUCAGAAGUCUCAUUUAACAAGCCACACGCGAACACACACUGGAGAAAAACCUUUUGUCUGCUCCGUUUGUGGCACAAGCUUUUCUACCAAGUCCGGUUUAACAAGGCACACCAUUAUACACACUGGGGAAAAACCUUUUGACUGCUCAGAAUGUGGCAAAGGAUUCUCUACAAAGUCAGCUUUAACAAAGCACACCGUCAUACACACUGGUGAAAAACCUUUUACCUGCUCGGUUUGUGGUAAAAGAUUCUCAAAAAAGUCCAAUUUAAAAUGCCACACGAGAACACACACUGGAGAUAAACCAUAUGUCUGCUCAGUUUGUGGAAUGAGGUUCUUAAUCAGGGAACAUUUGAAAAGGCACACAAGAAAGCACACCGGGGAAAAACCAUUUCCCUGCUCAAUUUGUGGUAAAAGAUAUUCCGACAAACGGAAUUUAACAAUUCACUUAAGAACGCACACAGGAGAAAAACGUUACGUCUGCUCUGUUUGUGGUAAAAGAUAUUGCGACAAGCGAGAUUUAACAAAUCAUACAAGAACGCACACUGGUGAGAAUCAAUUCAGUUGCUGCGUGUGUGACAGAAGAUUCUCCCACUUGGGUUACAUGAGGCGACACAAAUGUGCUCAGGAGCGGAGCGCUGAUCAGUGAGGCAUAAUAAAAAAAUUUGAUAGCUUACCCUUGUUUGUUGCUGCAACUUGAAAUAGAUAAACAGCUAAUUAAACAGUCUUAACUUUUCUGUACAGUGUAAACUGUUGCUUUUUAAAUUCACUGCGUUACAAAUUAUUACAUUUGAAUUGAAUUAACAAUUUCAAAGAUGGUGGUGACGAGAGUGGAAAGCUAUUAAAAUGUUGACACCUAAGACCUUUAACGCUUCAUAGUGCCAGUGACUUUUUUUUGGGUUUUGUUAUGUUAAAUUUUGGGAAUUAUCAUUUUCGAUAUACACUGGUACCUCGACAUACGAUCGCUUCGACACACUAUCUUUUCGACGUCUGACGUUAAAUUUGACUUACCAUUUGUUUCUACAUCCGACGACAUACUCUUAAUACAACGAUAUAUGACAGUGCCGCAGUUUCCUUGUUUUCCAGCAAGACUGACGCACGGCAGAUUUUCAUGUGAGAGAAAUCAACAUGGGUUCCAACUGUGUUAGUGCAUGUGGUGAAAAAAAGGAAAAAUGUGAUGCUUACCAUUGAAACGAAGAUAGAGAUGAUGGAAAAAUAAAAGCAUGGUGUGCUCAUCCGUGAACUGGCUCGAAAAUAUGGCCAUAGAAUGUCUACUCUCGACGGUCCUCCUCCGACCUCCGUUCGCCAGUCAUUAUAAGUUAAAGUGACAAUUAUUGUGGUAACAUUGCAAAAGAAAUCGCCAGCUCUGCCAGGUUUCUAAUCAUUUAUUUAAUUAACUUGUGCAACACAACACGCCUGCUGUCCCCUGCAAAUGAACAAAGUGAAGGUAAAAAGUCUCAUCUCACACUGUCAAGUCAGCCGCGCGAUGCGUUGAGGUACACCACGGAAACACAUUCGCCACAUUAGAACCCGAUUUGUUACAUUAUUACAGGUAUUAUUAUUAUUAAAAUUUGUAUUUAUAAUUUAUUUGUUUUGCUCCGUGUAAUUGUUAUUUCUAAUAGUACCACCAGUAUUUAUUAAGGAUUUAGUGUAGGUUUUCUGGCUGAGGAACGAAUUAAUUGAAUAUAAUGUAUUCUUAUGGGAAAAUCCUGGUCAACAUGCGACCAUUUGGACUUAUAAACAAGGUCCUGGAAUGAAUUAACUUUGUAUGUAGAGGUACCACUAUAUUUCUAAAAAAAAAAAAAAAUCUAAAGCUAAUUUUUCAUAGUAUUUAGCUCAUUGCAUCACAUUGUCGGUGAUAGAUAUCCAAUCCAUUUUGACAGGGAGUUAAAAUGGAUUGGAUUUAUAUCUCUGUUAACGGCAGCCAAUGAGUUAAAUGAGUGCCCGGUAUGGAUAAAAAAUAAAAAGAAAUGAGGAUUACACUGUGUUUUUUCUGUUUGUUUCUCUUUUUUUAAUAGGACUAGCCAUGAUUGCUCAUCUUCCAUUGCCUUUGACGGCGCUAGACGUCUAAUCCAUUUUGACUGGAGGGGCAAAUGAACUCGCCCCUCAUAGUCGUACUCCGCAGCAGCCAGCUGUAUUAUUGUUUAUAUUGUUGUCACAUUAAAGUGAGUAAAGCCAUUCCUGACUCUUCUCUCUCAGCCGAGGUCUUUACAGUACUAUAUAUGUAUGUAUAUAUACAGGGCCAGCCCAGCCUAUACGCAGACUAUGCAGCUGCUUAGGGCCCCUGACCACUAGGGGGCCCCCGAUCUGGCAAUUGUUUAAUUUAUAUUCUAUUUUGUUUACUACAGUUUGAUUUAUUUGAUUUUUGUGAGUUUUGGUACUUGAAUACAAGCUUAAAAAAAUAAAAGUUGUUCUUUAACUUCUUUCUUUCCUCUUUUAGAAAAAGGUUUGGCACUAUCUACUGUAAGUACUGA
Corythoichthys intestinalis (scribbled pipefish) is the source of this 3659-nucleotide messenger RNA. Its product is annotated as oocyte zinc finger protein XlCOF6.1-like. The record is from RefSeq and is a predicted model, not a curated record. Lineage: Eukaryota; Metazoa; Chordata; Actinopteri; Syngnathiformes; Syngnathidae. The coding region runs from base 491 to 1834 and encodes 447 amino acids. The transcript is spliced from 2 exons.